CGCACUGCGCCGCCCGCCGCCCGCCCCUGGGCCGCACCGGCACCGGCACCGGCACCCGGAGACCCGGUCGCGGGGGAUCAGAGUGCAGCGGGCGCGGGCGGCGGCGGCCCUCUCCACGUCCGGCGUCGCGGGAUCUCCAUCUGCUCGCCGGUGCAUGGACGGCGCGCGCUCCGACCCGCCGCAGGGACAGGGUCGCGCGGCUUGAAGCUCAUUCCUGAUGGGCAGCAAAAUUGUUUGUGGAUGAAGGAGCCAGAGCCACUCCCAACUCGGGCUGGGGGGUGCACUGGCAGCCACCAGUUACCACUUUCUUGCUGGUGAGGAAGCUGGGAAUUGGUGCAGCAAAGUGAAUAACCCCGUCUAUAGAACCCAGGGCCGCCUGCAGGAACCGGGUUGGUCUGGGUGGUGCGACCCAUGCCUUGAGGCCAGGAGACUCCCAGAGGCCAGCAUGCCGUGGGACGCCAGGCCCGGACGCAGUGCCAACGGUGGGCCCGAGGGCGCAGGCUCAGCUCGCUUGCGGGUGCAGAAGCAGUGCCGGAAGUCGUCCUUCGCCUUCUACCAGGCAGUGCGCGAUCUGCUGCCCGUGUGGCUACUGGAGGACAUGCGCGCCAGCGAGGCCUUCCACUGGGACGAGCGCGGGCGCGCCGCCGCCUAUUCACCGUCGGAGGCUCUGCUGUACGCGCUCGUGCACGACCACCAAGCCUAUGCUCACUACCUGCUGGCCACCUUCCCCCGGCGCGCGCUCGCCCCGCCUAGCGCGGGCUUCCGCUGUUGCACGGCGCCUGGACCGCACGUGGCGCUGGCGGUGCGCUACAACCGCGUGGGCAUCCUGCGGCACAUCCUGCGAACCGUGCGGGACUUUCCACUGGAAGAGCGCAUGCGCCUUCUGGACCGACGUGGCUGCAGCCGUGUGGAGGGCGGUGGCACGUCGCUGCACGUGGCCUGUGAGCUUGCGCGCCCCGAGUGUCUCUUCCUGCUGCUUGGCCACGGAGCUUCUCCAGGCCUGCGAGACGGUGGUGGCUUUACACCGUUGGAGCUGCUGCUGCGCCAGCUGGGCCGGGACGCCAGCUCAGCCCCUACUGCUGCUGAGGCCUCCUCUGCCACCGUCCACGCUGCCACCACCAGCACCACUCCGCCUGGGGAGCUGUGUCAGCGCCGCCUGCUGCUGCUUGACCUGCUGGCACUGUACACCACGGGGGCUGCUGUGGGCCCAGCUCGAUGUGAGCUGCUGGGAGACCGGCUACGCUGGCAGAAGCUGCUGGGAGAGGACAAGUUCCAGUGGCUAGCAGGGCUGGCGCCACCCUCCCUCUUUGUACGAGCCAUGCAGGUGCUGGUGACCACCAUCUCACCUGGCCGCUUCCCCGAGGCCUUGGAUGAGCUGCCUCUGCCACCCUUCUUGCAGCCAUUGGAUCUCACGGGCAAGAGCUAGACUCGGGGGCACCCUUGGCACUGUAUUUGGGGGGGCAGAAGUAUUUUUGAGAGCAUUGUACCUGGCACUUUACAUACAUGGAUCUCUGACUGUACAGAAGAACCUGCCUGGUCUGUUGCAUGCUUUGGGGGUAGGGCUGCCAAGUCAGGCAGGCUCUCAAAGAGCCUUGGCUCUCCACACUCCUACUCAAGUGCACUAGCUCAGCUGAGGAUAUGGGUGAGGACCUGGAGUCCCGGGGAGGUGACAGCUGACCCAAGCAGGAGAGGAGGAACAGGAACAGAGGGCAGGGACAGAAUGUGCUGAGGCCAGGACAGGCCUGUACCGUUGUAACCAGUCCUCCUGUGCUCUCAGCCUCAUAAAUGGCCUGUGGAGUUGGACUUGAUCCUAUGUCCAAGAGGACAAGAAGGGCUGAGUGGGCAGCUGUGACAGGAGGUGAGAGGUAGGAGCCAGUCUGUGUGUUUGAAGCAGCUCACACUGAAUCAUAGGCUUCCCCACCCAGGCCUGGGAUUGGCCCAGCAUUCCCUUUUGCCCUCAGUCAGGAUUGGCAAGUGCUAGCCUGGGCUUCUGUGCUCAGCUCUGCUCUGCACCUGCUCCAUCACAGGCUUUGAGUUCCCUGCAUCACGUCUCCUCAUCCGGACCAGGGGGGUUUUCCAGGCCUCCUGCCCAGCCACAGGGAUGGGCUCCUCACCCACUCACAGUGGGUGUCACAUGGUGCUUAUGGGCCUCAGGGCUGGUGUUAUCACCCUGGGCAAGCUUCUUGCCCAGCCUGAAGAGCUGGUUUCUGCUGGAAACUUGUGCAGAUUGGAGGCUUGUUAAUGAGCGCACCAUCUUUCAGGAUAAAGGCACCCCGGCUGCAGAGCGGGGUUCACACCCCGAGGAACUUCGAGACUGGGGAGGAGGGCCGGAUCACCCUGCCCAGGGAUUUUGCUGGGCUGUGAAAUUCAACCUUUGUGGCAUGAGCUUGUGGGCCAUAAUGUGCUGCCAGGAGCCGAAGCCAGCAGUCUGCUGAAGCGGUCUGGCCGAGGCACCUGCUGCUCAGUGCUCCUGAGUACAGCAUGGCUGGGGGUGCAAGAGUGCAGGCUGCUGGGCCACAUGAGUGAGGGUGGGGAGCAGGAAGGGCCCUAGACCUUGCCACCUCUGUGCUGGGCCCCACUGUUACUGCCAAGAGAUUUUAGGCCAUUCCCCAGGCCUGAAAAUGUGACCUCUCCCCCACCCCCCAAUUCCAGAAAGUGGGACAAGAGGUUACCGGCCGGUCCUGAUCCUACAUGUAGAUCGGAGGGUCUCCUUGCCUUCUGCCUAAGUCGCUUCUCGGAGUCCUGGCAGUUGUGGGUGAUGGAUGCUAAUGUACUCCCCAGCCCCAAGUUUGACCCAUUCAGGGUUAGUCUCCCUGGACUUCCAGGAGGUCCCGGUUCCAGAUUAAGGAUGCCAUUGGUGGUGAUACUUUUUUAUUUGCAGGAGAUGAACAAUGGCGUGUGGUAGCUCCUGGGGGAGUCUAGAAGGCUGGGCUCCUGUUGAGAAUGUUGACUUGGGGUCUGCUGGUGUCCUUCAGGUGGACAGACUGCUGCUGUGUUGACAGCCUCACUGGUGUGCCUGGCCUGGAGGAGGGGUGCUGUACUUGUUAGGCCUUAAGGUGGCCAUCAGGGAGGAGGCCAUCAGGGACCUUGUGGGAGGGAUUGGCACCACAGGGUGAGGAUCAGGCCCAAGAGUGGUGGCUUGGCUCAUGGUGACAAGCACGUAAGUGUCAUGGUAGUCACCAUUGCUGAUUGGUCCCCAGCCUGUGUCUUGGAUGGAUACAAAGGCAGAGGAAGACUCACCUCGGACACUGAUUUGGGUGGGGCCUCACUCCUGGGAGAUGGAAGGGAGCAGGCCCAGAGAGGUGGAGAAGCCUAGCCAGCCUCCUCAGAGGAAGGCCUGAUUCCUGCCACAGAUCUUUUCUGUCCUGCCUGCCCUUCAGGAAGCAGAGGGCCUGGAGAGGUGGUGCCCGGCUGAUAAGAAAGGCCUCACUUAUCAUGUGGUAGUUUCUGAGAGAGGAAGGGUGGGUGACCUCAGUGUGUGGCUUAUCUGUCCCCUAGGCCCCCCAGCCCCAGGAAGGGCUGUGUUGUCACCUGACGUAUUACUACCCUGGUCACGAGCUUGCAGUACUGAGCAGAUCUGGAGGGGGACUAGAGCCUGCCAGGCCCGGUGCUGGCAGUCGCUAUCAGCUAGUGGUAGGUGACCUUGGUGGCUCCAAAACAUACAAUCAAGUCUCUUCUCUUGGUUCCUUUGUUCACUUCAUGGAUUUCACCAGUGUAUCCUGCCCCCAUCAAAUGUCAAAUGUGUCCCCAGGAGAUCUGUACCGCACCCCAGUUAAAGAGUUCAGGAGCCAGAAUUUCUGGCCCCUGAGGCCUAUUUGGAAGGACAAUGAAACUGAGCCACGGUGAGGCUCAUUGCUGAGUGCCUCACUUGGAUUUGGAAGGGCAGUCUGAGCUGGUGUGACCUGCUGCCGCCUCCACCCUCGGCUUGUGUCUCUCUUCCACACUGACUCCAUCUGCUUUAACCGUGCCUUCAUUUCGCUACCAGUCUCAGCAUGGACAGCAGGUCUAUACAUUACCAAAUCCUUUACAGACAAGGUGGUUCCCAGGAGGCAGGGAGGAAGCACACAGGUUCUCGAAGACUCCAUGGUGGAGCCCUUUCCAGUAACUCCAGACCACCAUAGUAAUGCUUUACUGUGAUCCAGGCACAGAGGAUCAAGAGUUCAUGACCAGGGGCUGGAGAGAUGGCUCAGUGCUUAAGAGCACUGGCUGCUCUCCCAGCCCCAGGUUGAAUUCCCAGUACCCACAUGACACUUAAGUAGUCUCUAACUCCAUUUCCAGGGGAUCUGAUACCCUCUUCUGACCACCUUGGCCACCAGGCAUGCGUGGGGUACACAGACCUACAUGGGGCAAAGCACUCAUGCACAUAAAAUAAAUCUUAGAAAAAAAGUUAAUCUCAGAGCUCAGAAUAUAGUCCAGAGGGUAGAGUACUUGCUUAGCACCUACAAAGCUCUGGGUUUGAUCGCCAGCACCAAAUAAAGCUGGGCAUAUAUUCCCAGCACUCACAGAGUGAAGGCAAACAGUGAGUUCAAGGUUAUCCUUCGCUACGUAGCCAGUUUGAAGCUAGCUUUGGCUAUGUGAGACUGUCUCAAAAAAAAUUACCAAGGUCAGCCUAGGCUGCAUAAUGAGUUCUAGGCUACCCCUGACCCUGUGUUUCAGAAAAGCAAACAUCAGUAAUUGGUACUGGUGUUCCCCCAACCCCCUUUGCUGACUGGCUCUGACUAUAAAACCCGAGAUUUGACGUCUGCAUGAUAAAGCACAAAGGCAUUAAUUUUUAACUUGAUGAGUUAUUACCAAUGUCUGCAUGGGUGUAACCACCGUCCCAGCCACGGGGGAAGUAGGAAUCUCUACCUCCAGUGAAAUCUAGACAUUGAAUUUUUUUCUCUUUUAAAGUCCAGGGCUGUCGAGAUGGCUCAGUGGGUAAAGGUGCUGGCCACCCGAGCCUGGACUCCUGAGUUCAAUCCCCGGAACCUAAAGGGGGAAGGACAGGCCUGACUCCACAAAGUUGUUCUCUAACUUGUGCUGUGGCAUGCACAUCCACAUCCACACAUGCACAAAAACAUACAAAUAAAUAGUCCAGCAUGGAAACAUGGGAUUGUGGGGGAAAGUCCAGGCCUGAGCAUGGCUAGGCUCCUGCAGGAGAGACAAUGGUCACACUGCUUGCUGCUAGCUGCCUGCCCACCAGUGUCAAGCAUCUUGGUGUAUUCUUAGUUUUUUGGGGGGAUGAGCAAUGCUGGGGAGAUGGAGCCACACUAAGCCAGUGUUCUACACUGAACCAUCCCCCAUGAUUCAGUUUUUUUUUUUUUUUUUUUUUUUUGGUUUUUCGAGACAGGGUUUCUCUGUGUAGCUUUGCGCCUUUCCUGGAUCUCGCGCUGUAGCCCAGGCUGGCCUCGAACUCACAGAGAUCCGCCUGCCUCUGCCUCCCGAGUGCUGGGAUUAAAGGCGUGCGCCACCACCGCCCGGCUGAUUCAGUAUUUUUAAGAUCACCAUGGUAGGGGCUGGAGAAAUGGUUCAGCAGUUAAGAUCACUGGCUGCUCUUCCAGAAGACUGGGGUUCAGUUCCCAGCACCCACAUGACAGCUCACACCUGCCUGUCACUUCAGUUCCAGGGGAUCUGACACUCUCACAGAAAUACAUGCAGGCAAAACACCAAGUCACAUAAAAACAAAUCAUUAAAAAAAGAUCACAGUUGUAUAAGCAUUUCCCAGUAUUUUAUGAAAAGAAUUUUUAUUUUAUUUAUUAUUAUAUUUUUUUGAGACAAGGUUUCUCUGUGUAACAGUCCUGGCUGUCCUGGAACUCAUUCUGUGGCCCAGGCUGGCCUCAAACUCACAGAGAUCCACCUGCUUCUGCCUCCCAAGCGCUGGGAUUAAAUGCAUGUCUGCCUGGCUUAAAAGAAUGUUUAAAAUGUGUUUGGUGUUGAUUUUGUGAUAUUUGACUCAAGUGCUGUUAAUAAUGCAAAAUUAAGAGAACUGAGUUUCUAAAAUGUAAAUUUUAUUUAGUUUUGAAAUAAAUAAUACAUUUACAUGGCUCAACA
Molecule: messenger RNA, 6030 nt
Organism: Peromyscus californicus insignis
Lineage: Eukaryota; Metazoa; Chordata; Mammalia; Rodentia; Cricetidae
Gene: Ankrd9
Product: ankyrin repeat domain 9
Exons: 3
Coding region: 446-1426 (326 amino acids)
Molecular function (GO): protein binding
Source: RefSeq, a predicted model, not a curated record